Messenger RNA from Trematomus bernacchii (emerald rockcod), 1073 nucleotides. RefSeq names its product trafficking protein particle complex 4 (gene trappc4). Gene Ontology annotation, cellular component: TRAPP complex. NCBI's taxonomy places the organism in Eukaryota, Metazoa, Chordata, Actinopteri, Perciformes, Nototheniidae. Gene Ontology annotation, biological process: endoplasmic reticulum to Golgi vesicle-mediated transport. Bases 18 to 677 code for a protein of 219 amino acids. The transcript is spliced from 5 exons. The record is from RefSeq and is a predicted model, not a curated record.
GGCAGGACGUCGCAAAGAUGGUGAUCUUCAGUGUGUAUGUGGUGAACAAGGCUGGAGGUUUAAUCUACCAAUAUGACAAUUAUGUGCCGAGAGCAGAGGCCGAGAAGACUUUCAGCUACCCUUUAGAUUUAGUGCUGAAGCAUCACGAUGAGAAGGUGGUCGUGUCGUAUGGACAGAGGGACGGAAUCAAAGUGGGCCAUGCUGUGCUGUCCAUCAACGGCGCUGAUGUGCUCGGCAAAAACACGGCAGAGGGAAAGGACAUCCUUGAAUAUUUGAAGGAUUCCUUAAAUUAUCCCGUGUCUAUUCGCUUUGGACGGGCGCGCCUGAGCUCCAACGAGAAGCUGAUGCUGGCCUCCAUGUUCCACUCGUUGUUUGCUAUUGGUUCACAGCUGUCCCCAGAGGUUGGCAGUUCAGGGAUUGAGAUGCUGGAAACCGACGUGUUCAAACUCCACUGCUACCAGACUCUCACCGGGAUAAAGUUUAUCGUGCUGGCGGACCCCCGACAAUCUGGAAUAGAUGCUCUGUUGAGGAAGAUUUAUGAGAUAUAUUCAGAUUUCGCCCUCAAGAACCCGUUUUAUUCCCUGGAAAUGCCAAUCAGGUGUGAACUCUUCGACCAGAAUCUGAAGGGUUCGCUGGAGAUCGCAGAGAAAGCUGGCAACUUUGGAGCGGGAUCUUAAAACCAAUCCAGACUUAGUUAGUUUUCCAACAACAGAUUUACAGACUUCAAAUGAAAGUGGAUUUUCUUUGUUUCUUUUUCCAAGUUGAUAUCGGACCGGAAAUAGAGCGGUGCAGUGAUGAUGUGUUUUUGUUGUCGGCUCUGAAGGACAGCGUUUUUCAAUUGACCCGUGUGGACGGACAUAUUUGAUGUCCGAGAACAAAAUGUUAAAAUCUCUUCAGCUUGUGUUAACCACAGAUGUUAUUUCAGGAUAACAACCAAAAACACAUUAAAAAGCAAACAAACAGCAUGUGCUACUCAUUUAGGACUCAUUCCUGCAUCACUCUAUAAACACAUUGUAAAUACGUUUUGUUUUGUAAAUACUUGAAGAUUAAAUAAAAUACUGUGUUUAAAAGCA